UUCCAUUUUUGCCACUGUUACCCCGGAAACCCGAACCAGACUCCGAUUACAUUUUAGUAACUUCCACUCGGCCUCAGCGGCUGCAGCCACACUAAACGUAGCUCACAAAUCAGAGAUUCCGAUUCAGCGGUGACCUCGAAAGGUUCAGACGAUGGCGUCAGGGUGGGGAAUAACCGGGAACAAGGGCCGAUGCUACGAUUUCUGGAUUGAUUUCAGCGAUUGUAUGUCCCGCUGCCGAGAACCAAAGGACUGUACUCUACUCCGUGAAGAUUAUCUCGAGUGCCUCCACCAUUCCAAGGAGUUCCAAAGAAGAAACCGUGUCUACAAGGAGGAGAAGCGUAAGCUAAGAGCAGCCGAACGGGAGGCCAAAGAGGGUAAACAAGUUGAAGCUGCUCAUGCAUAGUCAUAAUCAUCGUUCUUCAAAGAUUGAAUAAUGAAGAAUGCAUGGACAUGCGUUGUUAUUUGAACAAUUUUUGACUUGUUAAUGACAUUCUUUUCUGUCUUUCCUGAAUCCGGUAUGAAAUUCACAAGCCAU
Cucurbita moschata (crookneck pumpkin) is the source of this 535-nucleotide messenger RNA. Its product is annotated as NADH dehydrogenase [ubiquinone] iron-sulfur protein 5-B-like. The transcript is spliced from 2 exons. NCBI's taxonomy places the organism in Eukaryota, Viridiplantae, Streptophyta, Magnoliopsida, Cucurbitales, Cucurbitaceae. Gene Ontology annotation, biological process: mitochondrial respiratory chain complex I assembly. The coding region runs from base 152 to 403 and encodes 83 amino acids. The record is from RefSeq and is a predicted model, not a curated record.